CCUAAGAUGGCGACCCUACGUAGACGGACUUGCGAAGGGCUGGCUGAGUGCACUUCUUGGUUAUUCGCCUGAAGUCGCCAAGAUCUGCAGGGGUUGUGCAAAGAAGUUUGGACGGUCGUAUUCUGAUAUCCAUGUGUGUUUAUAAUGAUGCCAGUGAUCUAGAUGUAGAAUGGUGAUCAGAGAGAGCCUCAGACAAUGAUGUUGUCUGCCAAGCAUUCAUUUUCUUUGAUUCAUCGGUGAUGUACUCCCUGUCAUCAUGAAGACUACUAUCAAACUGGGCCUGUCCAUCUCCCUUCUAUGGCUGGUCAGCCUCGUCUUCCUUAGUGGUAUGUUCUUCCCGCCAGGGGGCCAAGAGACGGGAGGAGCAAUGGGGGUAGGAGCUGAGUUAAAUCACCUCACCAAUGAGCUUCAUCGUAUGCGGAGACAGAAUGAUGAGCUUAGGAAACAAGCCAAAGAACUCAGGGACCUGGUUGAAACAAAAGAGGCAGACUCAGAGGAAGACCAAGCCCAGUUAUUAAAGGAUCAACUUGUCAAAGCUAACAACCUAGUUGAUGUAUUGAAAAAGGAGAGCAGUCAAACUUACAGUAAUAAAGAUGAGCCAUCUGCACAUUCUUCCUGUAGUACUGGGCCAAGCACAGACAGUGAGAAACUUAGACGCCGCAUUCACAAUGAUGUGGUUGAGAUAUGGUACUUCUUAAAGUCUGAACUGCAGAAGAUUAAGCUGCUGAGUUCCAAUGAAAACAUGAAGGAGAAGGUCAACCAAAUACUGGUGGAUGGUGGGCACCAACAAAGAGCCAUCCUUGUAGAUAUCUAUAACUUGAGCAGGAUAGAUAAUAAUGCUGCAUGGAGAGACAAUGAGGCUAAAGAAUUAAGCGAUUUGGUGCAAAGAAGGUUUCAUUAUUUGCAGAAUCCUGCUGACUGCAGCAGAGCUAAGAAGAUAGUAUGUAACCUGAACAAGGGUUGUGGGUAUGGCUGCCAGGUACACCAUGUUGCAUAUUGUAUGAUAGUAGCCUAUGGUACUCAGCGCACAUUGAUUCUACAAUCUAAAGGAUGGCGCUAUGCACCAGAAGGAUGGGAGAAAUUUUUCCUUCCAUUGAGUGAGACAUGUGUGGAUCGAAGAGGAGAAAGUACAACUAGAUGGGGAUCAACAAUUGAGAAGAUGGCUCACACUCAAGUGAUUGAUCUACCUAUUGUGGAUGGGAUCCAUCCAAGACCAGACUUUCUACCCCUUGCUAUUCCUGAAGACCUCUCAAAAAGGCUUAUACGUCUGCAUGGCAAGCCAAUUGUCUGGUGGAUGGGGCAAGUCUUGAAGUAUAUUCUCAGACCACAGCCAAAUCUUGCCAACCAACUGGAAUUAGCCGGACAGAAAUUGGGAUUUCAGCAUCCAAUUGUCGGGGUGCAUGUGAGGCGUACAGAUAAAGUAGGAACUGAGGCUGCAUUUCAUGGCAUUGUUGAAUACAUGAUCCAUGUAGAUGAGUAUUACAAUACCCUUGAGAGAAUCCAAGUUGUUAAUCAGCGAAGAGUUUAUCUUGCCACGGAUGACGCCAGUCUCUUAUCAGAGGCCAGAAAAGCGUAUCCACAGUAUCUUUUUAUUAGUGACAAUGCAAUAUCCAAGUCAGCUGGUCUGUCAAGCCGAUACACCAAGAAUGCACUACUAGGUGUCAUUACAGAUAUUCACUUCCUAUCUUUAUCGGACUUCUUAGUUUGUACCUUCUCUUCUCAGGUUUGUAGAGUUGCUUAUGAAAUAAUGCAGACCUACCACCCCGAUGCAUCAGCGUUCUUCCAUUCCCUGGAUGAUGUUUAUUACUUUGGUGGACAAAAUGAACAUAGACAAACAGCUUUGUAUGAGCACAAGCCACAAGGAAAGGAUGAGAUAGCGUUAUCCCCUGGUGACAUCAUUGGUGUAGCUGGUAACCAUUGGGAUGGCUAUUCUAAAGGCAAGAAUCACCAACUCAGAGUCAAGAAUACUGGUCUCUACCCUUCCUACAAAGUACAAGAAUUUAUUGACGUUGUUAAGAUGCCUACUUACCCACAAGUCCCUCUGCACAUCCAACCCCAAAACAACAUAACUGAAGUAUAACAUUGAGUAGACUAGUGUAUAUCUUUCAAAAAUUAUUUUUAAUUGUGCAUGAUAAAAAAAAAUAGCAGUAAUUCUAAAAAGUAUAUUAAAAUCUAUAUUGUGUCAAUUUUGUAUGCAACUCGUUAGAAAAUGUAUGUUUUUGUAUUUGCAUGGGUAUGUUUUUAUGCCAGUAUAGUAUGUUUUAUUUCGCAAGACUUUCCUUGAAAUUAAACAAGGAAUCACUCAUGGUAAUAAGUAAUAUUUAAUGUAACGGUACAAUGUACAUGUUAACCACUUGGUACUUGCUAAUGCAUAUUGUUAGCUGGCCCUGAUAUAGGAUGAUAACAAUGGGAGCACCUAAGCCAGACUAGUCAACAAAGAAUGAAUGUUGAUGAAUAUGAUGGUGCCAAUAUUGUUACAAGUUGAAAAAAUGGGAUGUGCCGGGGGGAAUGACUUUCAACGAAGGACAAUAUUCUACUAUUGCAAGAUGGAAAACAUUCAGUGUGGAAACUAUGUUUCUAAAUCCAUAGAAUGUUUUCUCCUGUGUACAGAUCCAUGUACAUUGCGUUUGAAGCCAAAACAUGAUUUAAUCAAAAGCCUUGGGUACAAUACUGGGGGUGUAAAUCAGCUCAUCAAACUAGUUAAUAUUGUCUAGCGGUACCAUGUCCAAUGUGGAUCAGCUCAUCAAACUAGUUAAUAUUGUCUAGCGGUACCAUGUCCAAUGUGAAUCAGCUCAUCAAACUAGUUAAUAUUGUCUAGCGGAACCAUGUCCAAUGUGGAUCAGCUCAUCAAACUAGUUAAUAUUGUCUAGCG
Messenger RNA from Asterias rubens (European starfish), 2872 nucleotides. Its product is annotated as alpha-(1,6)-fucosyltransferase-like. Gene Ontology annotation, molecular function: protein binding; glycoprotein 6-alpha-L-fucosyltransferase activity. Gene Ontology annotation, biological process: protein N-linked glycosylation. NCBI's taxonomy places the organism in Eukaryota, Metazoa, Echinodermata, Asteroidea, Forcipulatida, Asteriidae. The transcript is spliced from 11 exons. The coding region runs from base 257 to 2080 and encodes 607 amino acids. Gene Ontology annotation, cellular component: Golgi cisterna membrane. The record is from RefSeq and is a predicted model, not a curated record.